Messenger RNA from Fusarium pseudograminearum CS3096, 1437 nucleotides. RefSeq lists its product as uncharacterized. The coding region runs from base 1 to 1437 and encodes 478 amino acids. The record is from RefSeq and is a predicted model, not a curated record. Lineage: Eukaryota; Fungi; Ascomycota; Sordariomycetes; Hypocreales; Nectriaceae. The transcript has a single exon.
AUGGCUUCUUUAGCCAAGCUUCCAGUCGAAACUAUCGACAGAAUUUGCCAGUUUCUUGUUCUUCUGAGCACUAGAUCCCUUCGAAACUUGUGCCUUGCCAACAAGCACUUGAACCAGAUAGGUUCUCCUUGGUUGAUCCACCGAUGGGACAACAGCCAAGAAUGUGCAGAGCCGACAACCGAACGAUUUGUGCUGCAUCUAUUCAGACAUCCUGAGCUUCGAAAAAAGGUCAAACGUCUCAGUAUCGGCUAUGCGUUAGAACUUGACCAGUCUAAUCCAUCAGUUGUCGACUUGGACAGCGAGACACUCUUAGCUCUGUCUCAGGCAGCUGCAUCAGACGUCGAAAUGGAAUCUGAGUACCGCAAUCAAUUAUGCUCUGAUAUUGAGCGGGGGUCUGUAGACGCCCUCAAUGUUUUACUUCUGGCUUGGUGCACUGGAGUAAAUCAUUUGAGUAUCACAGUCCCUCCAUUUUCCAUAUUUGACGAUGAACGUUGCCAUGUCUUGACAUUUGCAAAACAGGCCAUUGUUCGACUAUUGCACGAAACACCUGUCAAAGACUUACCAUUCGCCGAAGUACGGCACUUGGAGGUACAUCAUUGCUAUAAACACAACCAUCUUUUCUUUGGAGCUGUGACCAGCUUCUUUCGCCUGCCAAAGAUUCAGUCGUUCGUGAUAUCCGGUAUUUACGACCGGGCUACACACCUAGAAGUGUGGUCUCAUGGGACAUUUGAUCCGCAUCACGGUCAAUAUGCUCGACGCUACGCAAUGGCCAUACCGCACGCUUCCUCAAAAAUAGAAGAACUUGUCUUAAGAAAUGUCGACUUCAUUGCGGACGGACUAUCAACACUACUCCACGGUGUCGGCAACUUAAAGAAGUUGACACUACGGCCUACUUUCGAUCCUGAACAGGAGUCAACAGAUCGCGAAGAAAUUGCGGAAGCUCUCAGUGGUAUGUGUCAAGAUUCAGUGGAGGAGAUUGACCUACGAACUGAUCGUCGAGGAUAUCUGCUGAAUCCCGAAUCGCUCAAAUUGGACUACGAUUUUCUCGCUGAGGCGAUAUUGAUAAGACAAGACAUAUACAAAGACUUUGUCAAUCUUCGGCGGCUCAGCUGUCCCAUGGCCGACCUCUUGACGGUUGAUUCCGAUAACGACGAACACAAAACCAGUCUUGUUCCUGGCAAGCUACCUGAAUCUAUCGAGUAUUUGAAGCCGCGAUGCUAUGACAUGGUAAACACUUGGAUCAGCAAGGAUUCGUCUUUACAGCCUUACAUUGAGGUUUUCGUUAGAAUAUUGGAAGACGCUGGUCCUGGCCAGCGACUUUGCAACUUGAAGGUCCUGGAUCUCUCUUAUGCAUUCGCGAAUGAUCCAGACACCGACGGUAUCGUUACGAUGAAGGUGCUGGCAGAUGAUCGGGGUAUUACGCUAUUGUUAAAGUAA